AUGCCGCUCAAAUUUGUAAAAAGCAACAAGGGAAAGAAUCAGCUGGUUGCUGAUGGUGAAUUGUAUUACAAGCAUGGGGAGGGGUCUAAUGGAAAAGUUAUUUGGCGGUAUGUACAGUAUAAAACCGGGUGUCGGGGGAUUUGUCACACGUCGUCGGAGUUACGCGAUGGUAUCAUUUUGCAUCAAACUGAGCACACAACUCACACUCCUAACGCUGCAGCAGUUGAGACAAAGCGCGUUGUUGCAAAAUUACGGAAGAAAGCGGUGACAAGCAAGGAAGCAUCAUCGUCGUUAGUGGCGUCCGUGCUGGGUACGGUGUCGUCUCCUGUUGCUGCACAAUUACCGAGUGCUGAGUCAUUGAGUCGGACUGUCCGAGGAAUCCGUCAAAGAAACAAUCCUUUACCGCCUAAUCCCAGGAAGAACACAUUGUAUGAAAUACCAGAACACUUUCAAAAGACAUUGAAGAGCGUGAAAUUCUUGUUAUUCGACUCUGAGGAUAUUAACAACAGACUGCUUAUAUUUGCUACGGAGGAUAAUCUGCAGGUGUUGCGAGGAUGUGACAUAUGGUAUUGUGAUGGUACUUUUAAAGUAGUGCCUGAAAUAUUCGACCAACUGUACACCGUGCAUGGGGAGGUGAAUGGCAAAAUUGUGCCUCUUGUAUAUGCGUUAUGCCCUAAUCGACGCAAGAGAACAUAUCAAACUCUGUUGCGGGUUCUAAAAGAUGCUAUUCCCGGGGUGGCCCCAAAAAAUGUAAUGUCGGAUUUUGAGAUGGCAUUUUUAAAAGCCGUUACACUAGAAUUUCCCGAGUGUGAAAUCAAAGGGUGUUUAUUCCAUUUCGGUCAAGCACUUUGGCGUAGUAUACAAGAUCACGACCUUGCGCCAUUGUACCGCGAGAGCAGCCGCGUAGCUCGUAAUUUGCGAAUGUUAUUCGCAUUGGCAUUCGUUCCUUCCUGCGAUGUCACUUACGCGUACGAUGCUUUGCUGCAGUCGAAAUUUUUCACGGAUAAUGAGAAAGAUUUGAGAGGUUUUCUCGAUUAUUUUGAGCACACUUGGGUUGGCGUGUUAGGUCGUCGUAAAGUACGACGCGGCGCAAUGUUUGACAUUUCUUUGUGGAACCACUACUCCUCAGUGAUGGUGGCUGUUGCUCGUACCAACAAUGCAGUGGAAGGAUGGCACCAAGCACUAAAUCGGAGAGCAAAUGGUUCGCAUCUCGUACUGUGGAAAAUGAUUGAGUUGCUUCAAGCAGAGCAGGGUCUCGUCGACGCUCACAUUGCGCGCGCGAAUGCUCACGCUCCUGCGAAUAAUAGAAACAAGCGCUACAAAGACAACGAUGCGCGAUUGAAGAGUCUCGUUGCAGCCUACAACCGACAGGAUGUGUUACAAUAUUUGAAGAAUGUCGCUGCCAAUCUAUCGUUAUAA
Temnothorax curvispinosus is the source of this 1419-nucleotide messenger RNA. RefSeq lists its product as uncharacterized. Bases 1 to 1419 code for a protein of 472 amino acids. Lineage: Eukaryota; Metazoa; Arthropoda; Insecta; Hymenoptera; Formicidae. The record is from RefSeq and is a predicted model, not a curated record. The transcript has 2 exons.